Molecule: messenger RNA, 1065 nt
Organism: Meloidogyne enterolobii
Lineage: Eukaryota; Metazoa; Nematoda; Chromadorea; Rhabditida; Meloidogynidae
Source: the annotation of a GenBank genome assembly
UUUAAUUUAAGCAUUUAUCUAUUAUAUAAGCUUAUUUAGCAUUAAUGGUCAGGGCGUACCGUCUACGGCCGUUUUUUCCUUUAUUUAUUGGUAUUCCGUAUUGGUUUUUUCUCGAUCACAUUGUCAGUCAGUAACCGAGUUCCCGAGAAAUUUUCUGUUUUUGUGUUCUUCAUUUAGGUUACUGAUAUCCGAAAGAGAUUUUUCCAGUCCGACAACCUACUCUUCUUUUUAUACGUCAGAUUCCACUCUCACUGGGACUUCAGCUUUUUUAGAAUCGGAUUUAAUUUAGACGUCACCCUCUCUUUAAUAUUUGUUUUAGAGGCGUCUCUAAUAUUUGUUUUUCUAUAGAGUUGGCCGGGAUCGGGAUCCCGGUCGGGAUCGGGCGGGAUUAUCCCGGGUUUUUCAAAUCCCGAUCCCGAUUUUUCUGAUCCCGCUCCCGAAAUAAAUAUCCCGAUCCCGGCCAAUUUCAAUCCCGAUACCGGCCAACUCUAUUUUUCUAGAGGUGACGUAAAAUUGAGAUUCGACCUCUUAAAAAUCUGACGUUUAAGUAGGAAUGAGUAGGAAUGACGUAUAAACGAGAGCUUCUCAUUUUUAAAAAUUUUAUUGAUUGAAUUUUUCACUUGUUUUUAAUUAAAUUUGUGUCAAGUUUUAAAGUCCAAAGUUUGCCUGCCUUUCUUUAAAAAUUACCCCAAAAAUUUUGUUUUUUCUUUUGUCUUGUAAAUAUUUUUUGUUUUUUUUCUUUUGUUGUUUAUUGUCUCUAAUUUUAUUGUUCUUUUAUAUUUUAAAUUUUUUUCUAUUCCUUCUACAAAGAGAACAACCCUUUAAAUGUUUAGGGCAACACAAAGUUGGGGUCAAAUCCUGAGACUUUUACUAAGUCUUGAGAGAAAAUUUUAUUUCAGAAAACACAGCAAGGAUGUGAUCUCUUCCGUAUUCCACAGAUUGACCUUUCCACUUCCAUCUUCCACUUUCUUAACAUUUCUUUUUACGCUAGUCCCUUGAAAGAGGUGACUUGCAUAAAGAUAUGCCAGUCCACUUUAUUGGAAUUAAUUUAUUUUAUUUUUAUUU